AUGGAAAUGAAUGGCCCGCAGACCGGCCAGUGCUCCGGUGCAGCCUUUCACAACAAUGACAACGUCAUCACGAUUGCAAAUGAACAAGAGUGUGGUCUCGCGGGCUCGGAGUAUACUGUUCGCUACUGCCCGGACCAGGACCACUUCAUCAUCAACCUGGUGAAGCCAUGGAACGUGGAUGUUGUCCUCACCAGCCAAGCCUGCCCGUCGUCACUGAAGCAGGAUGGGAAUUCAGAGCCUGAAAAGCAGGCUAUUUUGCCAUGA
This is a messenger RNA of Symbiodinium sp. CCMP2456, 264 nucleotides long. The record is from the annotation of a GenBank genome assembly. NCBI's taxonomy places the organism in Eukaryota, Dinophyceae, Suessiales, Symbiodiniaceae.